AUGAAGUUCUUCAUUGAUGAUCUUCCAGUGCUGUUCCCGUAUCCUCGCAUCUACCCCGAACAAUAUGCCUACAUGUGCGAUCUCAAAAAGACCCUCGAUGCAGGGGGUCACUGCGUGCUCGAAAUGCCCUCAGGAACCGGAAAAACCGUUUCUCUAUUGUCCUUGAUCGUCGCCUACCAACAGCACUACCCAGAGCACCGAAAGCUCAUCUACUGCUCCCGAACAAUGUCCGAGAUUGAGAAAGCGUUGGCAGAGCUGAAAGCGUUGAUGGAGCAUCGCGCCAAAGAACUUGGUCACGAGGAGGAAUUUCGCGCCCUCGGUCUCACCAGUCGAAAAAACCUCUGCCUUCACCCUUCUGUGAAAAGAGAGAAGAGCGGCACAGUGGUCGAUGCCAGGUGCAGAAGCUUGACAGCGGGAUUCGUCAAAGAGAAAAAGGAACGUGGUGAAGAUGUCGAUCUUUGCGUCUACCAUGAAAAUCUCGACCUACUAGAACCACAUAAUCUAGUCCCCCCAGGUGUUUUCACCCUGGAUGGACUCUCGCGGUACGGAGAAGAACAUAAGCAGUGUCCUUACUUCUCUGCACGGCGCAUGAUGCCAUGGUGCAACAUCAUUAUUUAUUCAUACCACUAUCUCCUAGAUCCAAAAAUCGCGGAACGCGUGUCGCGCGAGCUUUCAAAGGAUUGCAUUGUGGUUUUUGACGAGGCUCACAACAUCGACAACGUAUGCAUCGAGUCGCUGAGCAUAGAUCUUAGUGAAGACUCCCUACGCAAGGCGACCCGAGGCGCAUCCAAUCUGGAACGCAAGAUUGAGGAAAUGAAAAGCUCGGAUGAAGAAAAGCUCAAGAACGAAUAUACUAAGUUGGUUGAAGGCUUGCAAGAAGCAGAAAAAGCUCGUGAAGAGGAUCAAUUCAUCUCGAAUCCAGUCUUGCCUGAUGAUCUACUGAAGGAGGCUGUUCCCGGUAACAUUCGUCGAGCGGAGCAUUUCGUCUCUUUCUUGAAGAGAUUCAUUGAGUAUCUCAAAACUCGCAUGAAGGUUACGCAUACCAUAUCUGAGACCCCUCCCUCAUUCUUGACCCACUUGAGAGAUCUUACCUAUAUCGAACGGAAACCCUUGAGGUUCUGUGCUGAGCGUCUCACGUCACUUGUCCGGACGCUAGAGCUGGUCAACAUUGAGGAUUAUCAGCCUCUCCAAGAGGUAGCUACCUUUGCAACCCUUGUCGCAACUUACGACAAAGGGUUCGUGCUUAUCCUUGAGCCAUUCGAAUCCGAGGCGGCCACUGUACCAAACCCCAUACUUCAUUUCACAUGCUUGGAUGCUGCCAUAGCCAUCAAGCCAGUGUUUGACCGUUUCAGCUCUGUUAUCAUUACCUCGGGAACUCUGUCACCCCUGGAGAUGUACCCAAAGAUGUUAGGAUUCAAUGCCGUUUUGCAGGAGUCCUACAGCAUGACACUUGCGCGACGAUCAUUCUUGCCCAUGAUUGUCACGCGAGGCUCUGAUCAAGCUCAAGUUUCAUCCUCUUUCGGAAUCCGCAAUGACCCUGGUGUUGUGCGAAAUUACGGGUCCCUGGUCACUGAAUUUUCUCGGAUCACACCUGAUGGAGUUGUGGUCUUCUUCCCAUCCUACCUCUACAUGGAAUCGAUUAUCAGUAUGUGGCAAGGAAUGGGUAUCUUGGAUCAAAUUUGGAAUUACAAGUUGAUCCUUGUGGAAACGCCCGAUGCGCAGGAGUCAUCGCUGGCCCUGGAGACUUACCGUACAGCGUGUUGCAAUGGACGUGGCGCAAUCUUAUUUUGUGUCGCUCGAGGCAAGGUUUCCGAAGGUAUCGAUUUCGAUCACCACUAUGGUCGUGCAGUGUUGUGUAUUGGCGUUCCGUUCCAAUACACAGAGUCUCGAAUUCUGAAAGCUCGCCUCGAAUUCCUGCGUGAAAACUAUCGCAUCCGGGAGAAUGACUUCUUAUCCUUCGAUGCUAUUCGACACGCUGCUCAGUGUCUGGGGCGUGUAUUGCGUGGCAAGGAUGACUAUGGAGUCAUGGUGUUGGCAGAUCGUCGAUUCGAGCGAAAGCGGCCCCAACUUCCAAAGUGGAUAAAUCAGGCCAUGCUGGACAGCGAAACCAACCUCAGUACAGAUAUGGCCGUUUCUAACGCCAAAAAUUUCUUGCGUACCAUGGCCCAACCGUUUAAGUCAAGGGACCAAGAAGGUAUUUCCACUUGGAGUCUCGCUGACAUCGAGCGUCACGAGGCAAAGAGGAAAACCGAGGAAGAGCGGAUGAUGAGAGAGGAAGUGAACGGAAAUAUGGACGGCGUGAUUCCAUCUGCAUCCCGUAUUGUUGAGGAUGAGUUCGACGAUGACAUCGACGAGGAUCUCAUGAUGCUGGACGCGCAAUAA
This is a messenger RNA of Penicillium olsonii, 2382 nucleotides long. Lineage: Eukaryota; Fungi; Ascomycota; Eurotiomycetes; Eurotiales; Aspergillaceae. The record is from the annotation of a GenBank genome assembly.